AUGAGAUUCAAGGAUUUCCAAAAUCAGAGAAUUUAAAUUAAGCACCCAUAACUAUUCCUUUUUUAAUUCAUCAAUUAGAUACUAUUGAUUUUUCCUUUAUACCAUAAAAACUUAUUAGAGUUAAGAAAAUAAAGAAAAUUUUCUAAUUGGUUUAUAAUGAGAAUAGGUUUAAGUAUAAUUGAAAUAUUAGAAUAAUUACAUAAUAAAAAUAUUUUACAUCUGGAUAUAAAACCAGAAAAUAUAAUGAUUUAUAAAGAAUUUGAAAAUGAAUAGGAUAUUUUAAAACCUGGAUUUAUUCAAUUGAUUGAUUUUGGUUUAUCAUAAUAAUAUUAAGAAAAUUCAGAAUCAUUGUAAGAUAUAUUUAUAGGUUCAUUAAAUUUUGCAAGUAGAUCAUCUCAUGAUGGUGCACCACUUGGAUUUAAAGACGAUUUAGAAAGUUUAUUAUAUGUAUUACUUUAUUUAAAAGAUUCAAUCUCAAAAUAAAAUACUUCCUUUUGA
This is a messenger RNA of Paramecium pentaurelia, 498 nucleotides long. The record is from the annotation of a GenBank genome assembly. Lineage: Eukaryota; Ciliophora; Oligohymenophorea; Peniculida; Parameciidae.